Molecule: messenger RNA, 3792 nt
Organism: Oryza brachyantha (malo sina)
Lineage: Eukaryota; Viridiplantae; Streptophyta; Magnoliopsida; Poales; Poaceae
Product: nuclear receptor coactivator 6-like
Exons: 5
Coding region: 318-3227 (969 amino acids)
Source: RefSeq, a predicted model, not a curated record
CGUCAGUGCGCUCUCCCUCUCGCCCCUCCUCCUUCCCCUCCGCCCCACCAACAAUGGCGCAGCCAGCGAGGGUCUCGUAAUCCAGGCCGCCCCCGAAUCCCUUCUCGCGCCGCCGUCGCCGCUCGAUCCCCCGCCGCGGCGUCGCGCGAGGCCGCUCCCCACCGGAGGAGCACCGCUCGAGCCACUCUUGCGAGCGUCCCCCCCCCCCACCUGGGGGGGAUUUCGCUCCGGUAAUCCGGAGCCCCGUCGCGGUCAGGAGGGUCGUGCUCGGACUCGCGGGAGGGGAUUAAGCGGAGGGUUUCGAUUCCGAGCUUGGGAUGUACGGCCAAGGAGGGAACUUCAAUCCGCAGUAUCGGCAUGCUGCUCCGCCGCCGCUCCCGCAGCAGCAAGCUGGGGUAACGAGUGGUUUGCCCCAGCAACCAUUACCUCCACCACCGCCGCGAAUGGCACAGUAUCCGCAGCCCCCAGCAAUGGCGGCACCGCCGCCUGGACCGUACCAGCAUGGGAUGCCGCUGGUUCAGAACCAGCACUACCCUUUUGCCCAGAUGCAUCAGAUGCCAAUGCUACCUCAGCAGAGGGGUUAUGCGCAGAUGCCAAUGCCAGGGCCGCCGUCGCACCCACCCCCUCCACAAGCUAUGUAUCAGGCCCAUCCUCAGUACCCCAUGGCAGGGUCUCUCCCUCCACCACCGCCACGGCCGCCAAGCUUUGCUCAGGAGAAUGUGCUGCCCCCAUCUAGCCCCCCACCUCCACCUCCCCCACCACCACCAUCUUCUCCACCUCCUGCGCCCCCUUCUGAAUCCACUGCCCCCAAAACUGGGCAAGCAUCGAACUCAGAGCCAGAAAGAAAAGAAGGUGCCACAUAUGGUGGUCAUGAUCUCAAAACUGAGAAGGCAGCGAAUCAGCUAAUUGUGUCUGAUGACUCGGAUAUGGAUAUGGAUGCUGAUGAGGACUCUCCAUCAAGGGAACAUCAUAGUCCAAUCAAUUCUUCACUUGCAACUGCUGAAUGUACUGGAAAUGAUAAUGCGCCAAAGUCUGUGAGUGAUGUUUCUAGCCUUGGCAAUGGCAGUGUUGGUAAGGCUAAAACUACAGCUGUAACUGUGGAAGGUAGGAGCACAUUCCAAUUAGUUCAAGCCUAUACCUCAGAUGACAGUGGAGAUGAGGAUGGUGUUGGUGCUGCCAGGAACCUUGUGGCUGAAAAUAAUGAGUCUGGUCAUUCAAUUGAUACAAGUUCAAAUAUUGGCCAUCGGCUACUUACUGAAGCUGCUCCUUGCUCUGAGAAAAUUUUGGAGGCUCAAGAACAUCAGCUCAUGAAUAAGUGCAAUCCAGUGAAACAUGAUUCAGAUGAACUUGGGCAUCUAGUCAAAGAAGAUAUGAGUGGCAAUGAUUCUGAUAGAGGGCAACAGACUAGAAGGCAUGGGAGGAGCCAAUGGAAACGAAGUCGUGUCCAGUCACCUCAGGGCCAGAGGAGCUGUAGCCCUCCGUCCAAAAGGUACCAAACCAUCUUAUUACCUGGAAGGCAAAGCAGUUCCCCGCUUGGUAAGCGGGCUAAUCGGGUGGGCCACACUUUCAGGGAAGAACCUGGCAUCAAGCUUGGCAAGGAUGGAUUCUACAACGACAAGCAUGAUUGCCCUGCAAAAGCUGCGACUGCAUUUGAGAUCCAUCGUUCUGGAGAGGGUAACAUUUCAGGAGAUAGAAUAUCUGAGCAAGAGGACCCGGUGAGAAUAAAGUUGAACAACUCUUCAGAUCAUUUAUAUGGCAGUGAGCGAGUGAAUGAUGCAUCUGUUGGUUCCCUUGGACAACAUGGCCAUGGUGUAGCCUUAAUUUCUGGACCUUCUGAAUCAAUGGCUUCUUCUGCAAAUGCGUCUGAUCCUCAUAAGAUGCAAAGGUCAGGCCAUGCAUCCAUACCUCAACCAGACAUGGAUAAAUCUUCUCUGGCUGCUCAUCAAAGUCUUGCGGGUCAAUCUCCAGGAAUCCCAUUUGCAACAGUACAUGCUACUGAGAAGUCUAUGACGUGUGAUGUGCCCCAGUCUCAUUCUCAGAAUUUAUGUCCUCCUGCUCAGGCAACAUCUGGUUUGAGACCAUCCCAUAUACCAUCCUCAAAUAUGACCCCACUCCCUGGGCAACAAUUACUAUCAAGUUCCGAAUUUCCUCAGAUGCACUUCCAGCCUAAUGUUAUGGUGCCAGCUAAUGAGUUUCUGCAGAGUCAGAUGCAAACCUAUCCUGCACCAGAUCUGUCUCAUCCUAGACCAUUGGAUUUCCAUCCUCAUACUCUCCAGCCAGUUGUCCCUUCUCAUCUGCAGCCUGCUGCCAUGGUUCACUCCUCUUUCCAAAGAUUACCACCAAAUCUACCUGGAAGUAGUGACUUUGCUGCUAUAUCUGAUACUGAUCUUCCUAAAUCAUCUAUUAAGCCCCACUACAACCCUUUUGCAUCUACCUUUGAACAAACAGAUCCAAGUCUAAAUAUUGGCUGUGAUGUUAUACCAAAUGCAGUUGGGUCUGCUUCAACAAAAGCAGCGGACCACAUGGGUGCUCUGUCUCCUUUUGGUCUGUCAGUUCCUGGAUCUGGAACUCAUGCCCGUGAAAAUUCUGCAGAAGUUGUUUCCAGUCGGAGAAAGCAACCUCGUCGUGAAUUUACUUCUAGCGCUCCUUAUGAUCCGCUGCUCGACAGUAUUGAGCCCUCAAGCAGUUCAAUCAACAAAAUGGAUCUUGGUCGAGAGGCCAAUCUGAGUGCUACCGAUCGUAAUGCAUCUAAAAUUGUUAACAUAGAAGUGGAGAGUAAAAAUAUGCAUGGGCUGGGGCUUGUUGCUGAAUCAGAAGUUGAAGAAUUUGGAGAGGUGGCAGCUGAUACUGAAGCAGGUGUUGUGGAGAAUUUAAGUCCUGAGCCUUUGGGUGCAAAAGACUGGAGCUCAGAUAUACCCGGUGAUAUUGACAAUGAUGAAUCAGUGGAUAAAACUAAGAGGACUAAGGAUUCCAGAUCCAUGAAGCUAUUUAAGGCUGCUAUUGCAGAUUUUGUUAAAGAAGUUCUUAAACCAUCAUGGAGGCAGGGAAACAUAAGCAGAGAGGCUUUCAAAACUAUUGUCAAGAAAACAGUUGAUAAGGUUUCCAGUGCUGUUCCUAACAAUCAUAUUCCAAAAACACCAGCCAAGAUCAAGCAGUACGUCCAAUCCUCUCAAAAGAAAGUGACCAAACUUGUAAUGGGGUAUGUUGACAAAUAUGUGAAGCUAUAGCUGGAUCAGUAAACGGGACUAUGAAGUGGAGCAAUCAGAACAGUCUCCUUUAUCUGUUGCAGAAUUCGAGAUGGAUAUGGUACGAACCUAUGAGCUGUGUAAUGUUAUUUUGAACCAUCAAUUUGCAGUAAGUAAUCUCUUACCAUAAGCAAGAGAUUAUGGGUAAUAGUUCUGCAGGAAUAGCUGUAUCUAUCAGAAAACCACGAAUUUGCAUUGGAACGAUUGCUGCCUAGUCCUCAGAGCCUUGUAAGAUGUAUCUUUGCUCCACAGUUCGUUUCUUUUCCUUAUGAGAAGUUUGCUCUACUGUUUCACCAUCAUUAGGAAAGUGAUAGUAGAACGAUCUUUUCUUUUCUUUUCUUUUUUUUGCUUGUCUUCCACUGACUCAUGAACGUACUGCUGAAAAGAAUUCUAUUUCUUGAAGGUAAAUGUAAAUGAUUUAAUCUAAUUGGUUACUAUAUUAAGCGAGUUCAUGUCUGAUUUAGCUAAGAUCUCACUUAGAUUUACUGCAGUCACUCUCAACCUGUAUUGAUAUAUUUACAAGUUUUAAUAAGCAUGCGAAUUUGAC